AGUAACAUGCAAUCGUGCUGGAGAGAAGAGUCGUCACAACUUCUCUUCUAUGGAUGCGGCAAGAGCAUUGGGAGGAAUAAUUAACCGUGUUUUUGGCUGGCGUCCUGACAAAAACACGCGUCGACGAGACCAGAAGAGCCGAAGAAGGAAGAAAAAACCUGCAGAGUCGAGCGAAGGAGCGUUGGCAGUCAGCCCAAAUGAAGAGCGUGUGAGACGUAGAAGAAAAGAAGAAAGACCGAACGAUUCGAAGAAACUGGAGGACGAACUCCGUAUGUUCCAGAAGAAGCUUACCGUAGUUCGUCAUGAAAUAGCAUCGGCCAACUACAAGAUCGACGAUGCUUGGAAGAAGAGCGAAAGAGACCCGAAGAGUUUGGACAAGCUCCGCGAGUUGAAAGAAAGUAGACGUCGCAGUCGAGAAGAAGAAAGCGAGCUCCUGCGUAAGAUCGACAAGACAAAGGAACGCAUGCGCAAGAGCUACGAACAAAAGGAACGGCAACACGGAGCUCAUCGUGACCAGUCACCUCGACCGAGCACCUCUCGUGGCGGAGUAUA
This is a messenger RNA of Ostertagia ostertagi, 552 nucleotides long. The record is from the annotation of a GenBank genome assembly. Lineage: Eukaryota; Metazoa; Nematoda; Chromadorea; Rhabditida; Trichostrongylidae.